AUGGAUCUUCCGCACGAGGUGGUGUAUCAUCACCACCUCCCAGUCGAGACCGAAGAGGACAUGCGAAUGAUGGAGGAUCAGGUAGAAGAACACAUGGAUGAUAUUGAAUAUGGGGGCGACGUUGGUAUGGAAGGCAGUUUGAGUGAACCACGAGCCGUGCAUCAGUGCAAUAUCUGUAACAAGAUUUUCGUUUCAUUCAAAGGUUUACAACAACAUGCGGUUAUUCACACUGAUCAGAAGCCAUAUCAGUGUGAUAUCUGUGGAAAGUCCUUUAGAUUCAAAUCGAAUCUUUUUGAACAUCGAUCAGUACAUACGGGAUUCACUCCACAUUCUUGUCCAUAUUGCGGGAAAACUUGCAGAUUGAAGGGUAAUCUCAAGAAGCAUUUAAAAACUCAUGUCACUUCGAAGGAUGAACUGGAAAGAGCAUGGAGACCAUUUGCUUGUAAUCGACGCCCAGCAGCCGACAUACCUGACGAUGCAAUCAUUGUUCGUGGUACAGGUGAUCCAUUCUUCACACCUCCCUCCCGUCCUCGUAAACGGAAGUUGGGGUUGGGUCCAGAUCCUUCCGCGUGGAUAGACAAAAUUCGACGCGGGGAAAUCUUGCCAGGCACUAGUAUUCAAACGAAGAUGAUGAGGUUAGAGACGGUGCUCAAAAAUACCGAGUUUUCUUUGGAAGAGAUUUUUGAGCAGGCACGAACGAUUGCUUUUGAGAAAUUCGACUGUCCUAUGUGUAGGUCGCAGUUCUUCUCAAGAGCAGAAUGCUACGAUCAUUUGGAAAUUGAACAUCCAAUGGCACGAAUAGAAAGGCCAUUGUUCUGUGAGAUUUGCCUGAAAGUUUUUGCUGACCGAAAAUCGUUGGAACAACAUGAAAGUUACCAUAAGCGAGUACAUCUCAUGAUAGAUAACAACGAAAUCGAGUUCACCGAUCCAGAAAUCUUAUUGCCAGAAUCAUGUGACUUUGAUGAGGAAGAUUUACAAGGAGUCCCAGUGAUACAUUAG
Molecule: messenger RNA, 999 nt
Organism: Ostertagia ostertagi
Lineage: Eukaryota; Metazoa; Nematoda; Chromadorea; Rhabditida; Trichostrongylidae
Source: the annotation of a GenBank genome assembly